Molecule: messenger RNA, 1290 nt
Organism: Lagenorhynchus albirostris (white-beaked dolphin)
Lineage: Eukaryota; Metazoa; Chordata; Mammalia; Artiodactyla; Delphinidae
Gene: IL1R2
Product: interleukin 1 receptor type 2
Exons: 9
Coding region: 1-1290 (429 amino acids)
Molecular function (GO): interleukin-1, type II, blocking receptor activity; interleukin-1 binding
Source: RefSeq, a predicted model, not a curated record
AUGUCAGACUCCUUCAAGGAUAUGGGGAGGAGGUACAGGCUGCGGGGUGCUGGGCCUGCGGUCUCCACUUCCUGUGUCCUCCAGAAGUUCCCGGGAGUGGUGUUCACCUGGUCCAUGUGGUUGCUGUGUGUCUCUCUCUUCACCAUCCGGCCUGAGGAACACAUGGUGGCUGCAGGAAGCUGCCAGUUUCAUGGCAGGCAUCCCAAAACCAGGUUCAAGGUAGAAGGGGAGCCUGUGGCCAUGAGGUGCCCCCAGGGGCCAUACUGGGACUCUACUACCACCCACGUCAGUGUGACAUGGCGUAGAAACAACUCCGCCACGAUGGUCCCAGGGGAGGAAGAGCUGCGAGUGUGGGUCCAGGACGGCAGCCUGUGGAUUGUACCAGCCUCGCGGGGGGACUCUGACACCUACAUCUGCACUGUCAGAAAUGCCUCUUACUGUGACGAAAUGUCCGUUGAGCUCAGGGUUUUUGAGAAGACAGAAGCUUCCCUGCCUCUCAUCUUCUACCCGCAAAUUAUAACCUUGUCAGCCUCUGGGUUAUUAGUUUGUCCUGAUCUGAGUGAAUUCAUCGGGAACAAAACUGACGUGAAGAUUCGAUGGUACAAGGAUUCUGUCCCUUUGGAUCAAGACAACGAGAAAUUUCUAAGUGUGAGGGGAACUCGCUUACUGGUAAACAAUGUGUCUCUGGAGGACGCGGGCUAUUAUCAGUGUGCCAUGACGUUUGCCCACAGAGGCAGGCAAUACAACAUCACCAGGAAUAUCAAACUCCGUGUUAAGAAAAGAGAAGAGGAGACGAUUCCCGUGAUCAUCUCCCCCCACCAGACCAUCUCAGCUUCGCUGGGGUCGAGACUGACAAUCCCGUGUAAGGUGUUUCUGGGAGCUGGCAUACAGGCGACCACCUUGCUGUGGUGGACUGCCAACAACACACACGUAGAGGAUGCCUACAAGGGGGGCCGCGUGACCGAGGGGCAGCGCCAGGAAUACUCAGAAAAUAACGAGAAUUACAUUGAAGUGCCCCUGAUUUUCGAUCCAGUCGUAAGAGAGGAUUUGCACACGGAUUUUAAAUGUGUUGUCCGUAAUACAAUGAGUUUCCAGAUGCUUCGUACCACAGUCAAAGAAGCUGCCAUGUUCUCCUGGGAGAUUACACUGGCCCCCCUUUCCCUCAUCUUCUUGGUUUUGGGGGGAAUAUGGAUGCACAGACGGUGUAAACGCAGAACUGGAAAAGCCUAUGAUUUGAUGAUGGAGUUAAAGACCAGCCAUCAGAUUCUCAAUCCUAUCCGAGUAAAAUAA